Molecule: messenger RNA, 657 nt
Organism: Ostertagia ostertagi
Lineage: Eukaryota; Metazoa; Nematoda; Chromadorea; Rhabditida; Trichostrongylidae
Source: the annotation of a GenBank genome assembly
AUGCUCAUAUCGUGCUGCGAGAUGCGGAAUGUCCACUACCAAAGCCGAGUGAGACGGAGAGCUGUGGAGCUGUUGAGUGUCCUGCUAGCUGGAUUACUGGUGAAUGGACAGAAUGUUCUGCAUCGUGUGGUUCUGGAGAGCAGAAACGAACUGUGGUAUGUGAAGGACGAGAUGCCUCGCGGUCGACGAGAACGACGUCCCGAAAAGGAAUGCGGUAGCGCCGGAAAGCCGCCUGCUGUGCAGAUGUGUAGUCUAGGAAACUGCGGCAAACCUCAGCUGCUGACGAAUCGUGUUUUUGAGCAGAACGCCUCCGAGAAGAAGCUCACAUUAGGUAUUGGUGGAGUAGCAACGCUCUAUCAAGGGACCAGCAUCAAGAUCAAAUGUCCCAGGAAGAAUUUCGACAAAAAGAAGAUCUAUUGGACAAAAAAUGGAAAGCGAAUCAGGAACGACGGUAUCAAAGUGUCGGUGCGAAUGGGUAAUCUUUUGUCUGUUAACGUCGAUGAAGACGCCGGUGUGUACGAAUGUUAUACGGAUUCAUUGCAAGGAAACGUCACGCUUCGGUUCAAAUAUCGCGACGAUGACAAGCCUAAUCGUCUACGUCCAUCUCAACUUCAUAAAGGUCACAAAGGAAAGAACAAGAAUGCAUCGCUUUUUGAG